CUGUGAGUUUGGAGAGGAGGGCAGAGUCGUUGAAACACAGUCCGCAGACAUAUUGUUUGAGGUUUUUACGGAAUAUAAAACUAACCAUCUUUUACUUUGCACGGACACUGGCUUUAUUAUCAGAUGGCUGGACAUUUGAGGAGGAGUGGUGGAUGAAUGGAGAGCGGUUCAUCACGCCCAGGAAAUCAAGUAAAAGGAAGCGUGAAGUCGCUGGAACAGGUCGAACUAUUUGAUUAAGUGGAUGAUGAACUCAAAUGAAAAACUAGUUUAAGUUUCGGUACAACAAAGUUUCUUUCCAAACUAUUUUUUUAACCGGAAGGAAUUGACCUGUUGGAGAGUCGAGCGACUGCGCACUGACAAUCCUGCAUACGGGCAAAACAAAUCUGCAGUGAAUGGAUGCAAUGGAUCCAACUCUUGCCCCAAAAGGAUGUAGUUCCUCCAUGAGUUCCAUAUACCACAACCUGUGUAACCUGACCACGCUGUGGGGAGUCGUGGUGGAGGGCAUCGCAGCUGCUGGUGUGUUGACCUCCUUCGUCCUGCUUAUGAUUCUCAUUGCUUCGUUACCGUUUGUGACGGACCAAAAAAGAAAAGGCAUGGUGGGUCUGCAGGCCAGCAUUUUGAUAUUCACCUUGGGACUCUUUGGACUCACUUUUGCCUUCAUUGUGGGACGGUUCUCCACGAGCUGCGUUGCCCGGAGGUUCCUGUUUGGAGUGCUGUUCUCUGGCUGCCUGGCCUGCCUGGUGAUGCAUGGGCUAUGGCUGGUCCUGCUGCAACGGAGAGGCCGUGGACCAAGGAGCUGGACGUUAUGGCUGGGGGCUCUCGCUCUGUGGUUAGUCGAGGUGAUCAUCAACACUGAAUGGCUGGUCAUCACUAUGAAGAGCCCUCCUGGAGUCAUUGUAGCGGACCUGUCUUGUUUCAUUGCCAACCAGGACUUUGUAAUGGCCCUCAUCUAUGUGAUGGUUCUGGUGCUGGCUGUGGUCCUCAUGCCUUUUCCCUCGCUCACACACAAGCACAAGCAGUGGCGCCGGGACGGAGCUUUCAUCUUGACCACGGGGCUCUUUACCUUGGCUAUCUGGAUAGCUUGGAUUGUCAUGUACAUCCACGGAAACCGCGUGGCGGGGAAUGCAAGCUGGGACGACCCCACUCUGGCUGUGGCUGUCGUGUCAAAUGCCUGGGUGUUCCUUUUCUUCUACACAAUUCCAGAAAUUUGCCUAUUGACACAAGAGGACCCAGACCAGGAACAGCCCGAUGAUGGGGAAAAUAUUUAUCCUGCAAGGAGCCUAGUUUAUGACAACGUCCUGAAGGAAACAGAGGCAACACAACAAAGCGUGUACAUGGAUAAUAGAGCAUUCUCAACCGAUGAGCGGCCAGCAGAACCUACACAGCCGGAGUCUCCAUAUGGGGCUUAUAAUGGUCAGGUACGGAGUUGUGUGUACCAGCCAACCGAAUUAGCCUUAAUUGCCAAAGGUCUGACAAUGAUGGACCAUGGUGUGAUGAUACCCAGAGCCAGAGCCCCAUCUCUGAACCCAGGAAGUGUCAGAAGCUCCCUGUCCCGUUCACUUGAGUCAUUGGCAACUUAACGACAGUCACAGGCUGGCAAAUCCACACAGCUGUGUGAGACAGCGAUGAAUAUAAUUCUCUUCCAGGGCUUCUCAUCAGAUUCUCUGAUUAAAAUAUAAUCCUUUUUCUUUCUUAAAUGAAGCUGUAACUCUCCUGCAGUCUGACAUACAAUUUCUGUUACAGAGCAAUUCUUUUACUUAAUUUGCUCUCAUUUUUGCAGUGUUCUGAAAUAACAGUAGUCAAACAUAGCAAGUAAAGCUGUCAUACUGGGGUAAGAACCAAAAUGGCAAAGACCUUCAUGAAACAAAAGUUGUGCCUUAAAUUUUCUAUUUAUUUUUGUUGUUCUUUUUUAAAACUGAAACUAGCUCUUUAUACCUUCUACUGUCAAACAUGAAAAUCACGCAAUCACUUAGUCUGUGAUCGCUUAACCUACUUUGCUCCGACCUCUUUCAAAAUAUGAAAUCUGAAGAUGAGAAAUUAGGGAAAUGGAAAGAAUAUGAAUAAGAUUUCUCUACAAUUAACACGACCACGUAGGCUGAAAAACUCUUAGGUAAUUUACUUCCAUAUGAAUUGACACCAUUUCUUUCUUUUGUCAUAAAUCUACUGCCUGCAAUUUGUUAGUCUGUUUACAACUACCUAUAUUUGUUGACUAGUGUUUUCUAAUCUGUGAAGUAAAUGAUAUGUAACCGUUCGGUUUCCUAA
This is a messenger RNA of Menidia menidia (Atlantic silverside), 2262 nucleotides long. Lineage: Eukaryota; Metazoa; Chordata; Actinopteri; Atheriniformes; Atherinopsidae. The record is from the annotation of a GenBank genome assembly.